UUGGGGAGACACAUUGCGGAAGUAGAAGAAAGGCAAGACGAAGUGGUUCCAGGCUAGCCAGUUGUACGAUGUCAUUUUAACGGCAUGUUCUUGCAUUAUGUUGCGUGACAGUAAUUUAUUUUACUGGUGCUAAUAUUUCUACUGUGGAGUUUCACCACUCGGUCAGUUUUUUUUUUAGCGAGUCUUCGAAGCAAAGGUCAAAGAACUGAUUUUAGCAACUAGCUAAGUAACGUAAGCCACAAUCGAACAGCUGAUGCAUGUGGUGCUGCAGAAGACAGUUCUUUUUCAAAUAUCAACAACAGGUACUGUUGUACGCGGAGUCAAACUUUUGUUAGAUGGCAACCCGACAACCCUUCCCGGACUCAGACACUGCAGACGAAGCGGUGAGAUCUACCUGUGACGAUGCAACGAUAUCGAAAAGAUAUGCAACCAGCAAAGGCUACUGGACGGACCCUUAUGUCCAGUAUUUUGUAAGGUCAGUAGGGGAACGAAAGGCUCCAGAGAUCAACAGAGGUUAUUAUGCCCGUGUGCAGGGAAUGAACCACCUGCUGGAUGCCUUCCUCAGGAAAACAAAAUGUGACUGUCAGAUAGUAAACCUGGGGGCAGGCUUGGACACUACCUUCUGGAGAUUAAAGGAUGAAAACCUCAUGCCUAGAAAAUACUUUGAAGUCGAUUUUCCAAUGAUUGUUGCCAGGAAAAUACACAACAUAAAGACAAAACCACCACUUUCAAAACCUCUAAUCGAGACCCACUCCACGGACUCACUAUUACUAGACGGCCACUGUCUGGACUCUGACAGAUUCUGCAUCAUCGGUACCGACCUGAGGGACAUCCCAGGCCUAGAGGAAAAACUAAAGAAGUUUCACCUCAAUCCAGAGUUGCCUACGUUGUUCCUAUCAGAGUGUGUGCUGGUCUACCUGACUCCGGAACAGUCGUCUAAGCUCGUGAACUGGGCCUCAGAUACCUUCCACACAGCCAUGUUCAUUAAUUAUGAGCAGGUAAACAUGACGGAUCGUUUUGGCCAGGUAAUGAUUGAGAAUCUGCAGCGUCGUCAAUGUAACCUGGCAGGAGUGGAAGUGUGUCAGUCUCUGGAAACCCAGAAAGAGCGCUUCCUGAAGACGGGCUGGGAGAAUGCUGACGCUCUGGACAUGAUGACUGUGUACAGUGUUCUACCCCAGGAUGAUGUGGCAAGAAUAGAGCGUCUGGAGUUUUUGGAUGAGAAAGAACUGCUACAGCAGCUCCUCCAACACUACAGUAUCUGCUGGGCCACCAAGGACAAGCUGAAGUUAGGACUCUCCCAAGUGGCUUUCUGAACCUGAACUGGUCCGCCUGUCUUAAGCCUUUUCCUCUGUGCCAUGAUUUACUCCACCAGGGGACUCCAGUCCUGUUUGUCUGUGGGAAACACCUGGUGUUAGAAUUUGGCUUAAUGUUUUCCCUUUGCAUUGCGCUGUUUACAAGCAUGUUUCUGUCAGUGAGAAGGGAUGCAUGAUAUUAACGACAGAACACUGCAGAGAACUUCAUUUCAUUGAGUCAAGUUGUCCAAGAUGGCACUGUGUGUUUCUAUUGUAUAUUCAGACAAGAACUGCAGAGUUGUACACACUAGUGUCCUUUAGGGUUUUUAAAGAUGCUUUAAUUACUUGUAUGUUAUUAGGAUCCCUUGUUGCCACUAUUGUUGUGAUUAUAUAUUUUUUUGUGCUGCAGUAUUUAUUAAGAAUUUAGAAAUGUAUUGGCAAGACAUAUUUUCUUAUGUAUAGAAAUGAAUUCAAUGAAUGUACUUGAACAGAUUCAUUUGAUUCCAUUAUGACAAUUCUGGAAUUGCACUAGCAGUAGAUACAUUUGCAUGUAACAAAUAUUCUUGUCUUAAAGAAAUCCCCAAGUCAUGCAUGUUUGAUCAGAGGAGCGCUUUUUCAAUUCUUACAAGCGAUACAUCUGUACCAAUGACAUACUAAUGCAGUAUGAAUAAAGCUGUUAAUAUUUGUGUAUAAAGUGCUUAACUCCAUAAUUUCUGCUACAUUGCAGUCCAUGAAAAUAAAAAAAAUUCAAACU
Messenger RNA from Esox lucius (northern pike), 2046 nucleotides. It is a transcript of the gene lcmt1, whose product is annotated as leucine carboxyl methyltransferase 1. The transcript is spliced from 11 exons. Gene Ontology annotation, biological process: C-terminal protein methylation. Gene Ontology annotation, molecular function: protein C-terminal leucine carboxyl O-methyltransferase activity. The coding region runs from base 336 to 1313 and encodes 325 amino acids. Gene Ontology annotation, cellular component: cytosol. Lineage: Eukaryota; Metazoa; Chordata; Actinopteri; Esociformes; Esocidae. The record is from RefSeq and is a predicted model, not a curated record.